AAGGGACUUUUGUAACGAUAUGAUCAUGUGACAACCUUAUCUUGCCACACUUAUUGUUUUGUCGACAAUAAGUAACAUAAAACAUGAUGGCAACUGACGAGAAAGAGAAUCCAAGUAACAACAUGGAAGAAAUACUUUAUGAAGCCCUCAGAAAGAAUUACACAAACAUUGUAAGAAAUGUGAAGAUUUCAGCCAUUAUCCGUGCAGGAUUUAUCGAGAAAAAUCUUUUCAGUAGUGACCACUUAAAGGAGAUUCUGGCAAACCAUGAGGCAGACAAUGAUAAGACCCUGGCAGUAUUGGACUAUCUGCCCAGAACCAAAGAGGCUUUGUAUGCCUUUGUGGAAGUCAUAAAGAAAGACUACUCCCGUGUUGCUGAAACUCUCAAACAAAAUCUUGAUGCUGCAUGUGAGGAACCAAGCUUGCCAGCACCAGUUCCAGUUUCUGAGAGUGAUGACAACAAGAAACUGGUAGUACACAGCCAGCUAGAUUCUGCCAGUGAUGGCACUGAGGUUAAGGUGCCAUACACAGCCCCAUGUCCAGAUGACAUGGUAUCUGUUCACCCAACUGAACUUCAGAGGAUGAUCAACACUCAGCUCCAGCAGUUCUCUAUAGAACAAAAGAAGACCCAGGAGCAGGAGAACCAAAACCUUUGGUCAGAAGUCCAGAUGUUGAAGGUAGAAAAGAAGACCCAGGAGCAGGAGAACCAAAACCUUUGGUCAGAAGUCCAGAUGUUGAAGGUAGAAAAGAAGACCCAGGAGCAGGAGAACCAAAACCUUUGGUCAGAAGUCCAGAUGUUGAAGGUAGAAAAGAAGACCCAGGAGCAGGAGAACCAAAACCUUUGGUCAGAAGUCCAGAUGUUGAAGGUAGAAAAGAAGACCCAGGAGCAGGAGAACCAAAACCUUUGGUCAGAAGUCCAGAUGUUGAAGGUAGAAAAGAAGACCCAGGAGCAGGAGAACCAAAACCUUUGGUCAGAAGUCCAGAUGUUGAAGGUAGAAAAGAAGACCCAGGAGCAGGAGAACCAAAACCUUUGGUCAGAAGUCCAGAUGUUGAAGGUAGAAAAGAAGACCCAGGAGCAGGAGAACCAAAACCUUUGGUCAGAAGUCCAGAUGUUGAAGGUAGAAAAGAAGACCCAGGAGCAGGAGAACCAAAACCUUUGGUCAGAAGUCCAGAUGUUGAAGGUAGAAAAGAAGACCCAGGAGCAGGAGAACCAAAACCUUUGGUCAGAAGUCCAGAUGUUGAAGGUAGAAAAGAAGACCCAGGAGCAGGAGAACCAAAACCUUUGGUCAGAAGUCCAGAUGUUGAAGGUAGAAAAGAAGACCCAGGAGCAGGAGAACCAAAACCUUUGGUCAGAAGUCCAGAUGUUGAAGGUAGAAAAGAAGACCCAGGAGCAGGAGAACCAAAACCUUUGGUCAGAAGUCCAGAUGUUGAAGGUAGAAAAGAAAACCCAGGAGCAGGAGAACCAAAACCUUUGGUCAGAAGUCCAGAUGUUGAAGGUAGAAAAGAAGACCCAGGAGCAGGAGAACCAAAACCUUUGGUCAGAAGUCCAUAAGUUGAAGGCAGAAAACGAAGAAGGUAAACAACUCCGAGAAACUUCCGAAAAGAGAUUGAAUGAAGCAUCUAAAAUGAUCCAAGAAUUACAAGAUGAAUGUACAGCAUUAAAAGAUGAAUGUGCAAAAUACAAGGAGACCAUAUCCCAGCAAGAAACUACCAUAAGAAGACAACAGAAAGAAAUAUGCCACCAAGAAGACACAAUUACCCAACAAAACAAAAGGAUCAGCAAACUUGAGGCUGACAAAGAACAGUUAUAUCAAUACCAGAAUAGCUGUUGUGCAAGAACAUUUUCCUGCUUCUUCCCAAGACAGGCAGACAAUGGUUACAUUAUACUGCCUGCAAAUGCCAAUAAACUGACAGACAGCAACAACUAGUAGAUAGUAAAUUACAACAACAAUUGAAAAUACUGGGUGCUGCAGAAAUGUGACAUUCAAAAUUUAUCUUAUGUUCUUUUAUUACUAAACAUAGUUAUUUGAAAAUGAAAUAUAUCAUAGUCUUUGUUAUUUAUGGAACAUAUCUGUCUUUUUAUUAUAUGCCAUAUGUCUGACCAUGCACAGUGUACACAAAAAGUAUGGACCUAUACACUUUCAAGUAACUUAUACACAGGCUUUGGGUUUAGCCACUUUGGAACUACAUUAGUGCACAUAAUAAGACUGGGCCUGUAAACUUCCACGUAACUUACAAACAGGCAUGAUUGACAGUUGUAAAAACUGAAAAUUCUGCGAAUGUAACUGGCACUUUUUCAUUGCACUUAGACCAUACGAAAAAUAACAAAAGAGAAAACCUAGGGACAACAGUGGGCAACCUCUGCUAGUUUUGAA
Messenger RNA from Lingula anatina, 2372 nucleotides. RefSeq lists its product as uncharacterized. NCBI's taxonomy places the organism in Eukaryota, Metazoa, Brachiopoda, Lingulata, Lingulida, Lingulidae. The record is from RefSeq and is a predicted model, not a curated record.